Messenger RNA from Achroia grisella, 871 nucleotides. RefSeq names its product mitochondrial import inner membrane translocase subunit Tim23 (gene Tim23). The transcript has 3 exons. Gene Ontology annotation, molecular function: transmembrane protein transporter activity. Gene Ontology annotation, biological process: protein import into mitochondrial matrix. The record is from RefSeq and is a predicted model, not a curated record. Gene Ontology annotation, cellular component: TIM23 mitochondrial import inner membrane translocase complex; mitochondrial inner membrane. Bases 102 to 680 code for a protein of 192 amino acids. Lineage: Eukaryota; Metazoa; Arthropoda; Insecta; Lepidoptera; Pyralidae.
UGACAUCGAUUUCUUGUGAAAUUUCAUGUGUAGAAUUCUAAUGUUCUAGAAUAAAGAAUUGUGUUUAAGAUUUUAAAUUAGUUAUAUAAAACGAAACGAAUAUGUCCUUGUUUGGAGAUAUAAUACCUAAAAAUGAGGAGAAAAACAAUCAGGCUACUUCUAGCCUGUCUCCGUACUUGAACUUCGAUCCACAUUACAUCCCGAAAAUGCAACCAGAAUUCCUAUAUCCAGAUGACAGACAUAUGGCAUCAACAGCUAGAAGGUCUAAUGUAGCUCUCCCCAUUAUAGGAAUGUCCUUCAUGACCGGUUCAGGCCUUGGCGGUGUGACCGGUUUCUAUAAAGGUUUAAGGGCGACCACUCUGGCUGGACAGACUGGGAAAGUUAGACGAACCCAGGUUGUAAACUACAUCAUGAAACAAGGCACAACAACUGGCUGCACCCUAGGCAUCAUCGCAUCCUUCUAUUCCUGCAUAGCACUCGGCGUCACGUGGAUCCGAGAUAAAGAAGACACCGCGAACACAUUCAUCGCCGCCGCAACCACGGGCAUGAUCUACAAAAGCACCUCAGGCCUUCGGUCAAUGGGCCUGGGUGCCGCCGUUGGUCUAACUUUAGCCGGCGUCUACACACUAGUUACAGAUAAUGACAAUAUAUGGAGUAAAGCUCGAUACAACCGAUUGUGAUUCAAUUACCGCCUAUUUUAGAAAUUUUGUAAAUAUUAUUUUAGUCAACGCACCAAAGGAUCACGCUGCGAACUUAUUGAAGCCAUGUUCGUACGCUUGAUGGUUAGUGCAAUGUUAUUCUGCGAGGUCGUAGUCCCCGUACUAAGCAGGAGUACAAAAAAUGCGCAUUAUUAAAUUAAAAACAAUUGUUG